AUGUAUUCACACAGUUCACUCUUUUACACAACGACACGAAAAACGUCCACCUACAUUCAACAGAAAAUAUGUGAAGGUUGGGAAGUUGAUUGCUGCGCUGCUAAUGUUCUUAUUUAUGACUUUCCAAUAUCAAUGAUUUGGGUUUUCUGCGAUUCACUCUUUUUAUUACCAAAAAAUCUGCAUAAGCUUUUGGUAAUGAGCAAACACAAAACGAGAGGAAGAAAAAAAAAUGACUGA
Molecule: messenger RNA, 237 nt
Organism: Clunio marinus
Lineage: Eukaryota; Metazoa; Arthropoda; Insecta; Diptera; Chironomidae
Source: the annotation of a GenBank genome assembly